Molecule: messenger RNA, 841 nt
Organism: Doryrhamphus excisus (bluestripe pipefish)
Lineage: Eukaryota; Metazoa; Chordata; Actinopteri; Syngnathiformes; Syngnathidae
Gene: atox1
Product: antioxidant 1 copper chaperone
Biological process (GO): copper ion transport
Cellular component (GO): cytosol
Molecular function (GO): metal ion binding; copper chaperone activity
Source: RefSeq, a predicted model, not a curated record
UAGCACCGGAAAUGGAGGUUCUGUUUUUCCCAAAUAAAGGUAACAUGACAAUAAAACAGGAAUGAAGUGGGACGUGUUUGCCUAAGUUACGAGUCACUCCGUGGGGAAAGUCCAUCUUUGUUGAGACACUCCGACUGCUGCGCCACAUCAUCCUAAACAUGACCAAACACGAAUUUGCUGUGGCCAUGACGUGUGAAGGAUGCUCAGGAGCUGUCAGCAGAAUCCUCAACAAGCUAGGAGAUGUUAAGUUUGAAAUCGACUUGCCGAAGCAGCUGGUUUGGAUCGAGUCGGACAAAGACGUAGAAUUUCUAAUGGACACUUUGAAGAAGUGCGGAAAGGAGGUCAAGUACAACGGCACCAAAUGAUCUUGCUCCAGGAUUUGGACACUUAUGGUGCAAAAUGAAGAGUGCUCCACACAGCCCCUAGACGUCAUUGGAAUGGCUGAAGGGGCAAUUUAGCAAUCUUUUAUGAGCAUGUGGACUACUGCAGAGUAUGUCAAGAAGUCAUUUUAGUUGUCAGUGUCAUCUGUAAAAAAACGUUUUUUCCAUUUCUUCUCCGACAUCAUCUUCUAUAAUGUCAUCCCAGCUUCAUGCAUGCUGCGGUAAAGCUUAAAAAAAAAAAAAACUCUAAACAUGCUGAAAAUCAUGUGUUUAAUCACUUCCACUCUGCAUCCUUAAAAUGACAAAUUAACAGCAUUGCAGUUCCUCUUAAAGUCUUUUUUUCGGCAUUUAACAUUUCUUUUUCGCUUGCCUAUGAAACUCUACUAACACUAAUAUACAGUACUCAGCUAACUGAGGCUUUUUCUAGUACUUUUGGAGUAAUAAAGUCAGUUCGGCCUCAA